AUGUCACAUAGUUCGCGAACGACUAAUCCUUUCACGGUCAUUGCCAUUCAUUCUUACAGUAAGAAAACUCCUGUGCGUUUCGAAUGUAAUACCGUUUGUGUAUAUCCGCUUCGGAAGGUUACACAAGGUUCUCAUCAAGGUGUUGAUCAGUUAGCACCAAUUGCUCUAUCAGUACGGCAUCUUUUGGGAAUUCUAAUACUGCAAUCCCAACUUAUUGGUGCUUGGGCUAUGAUUACCAAAUAUGACAUCAAAAAUAAUACCAAACAAAUGACAAAAAUGAUAGAUAAGUCAGUAGUAACAUUGGAAAUUGAUAUGAUAUAA
This is a messenger RNA of Loa loa (African eye worm), 321 nucleotides long. RefSeq lists its product as hypothetical. Bases 1 to 321 code for a protein of 106 amino acids. The record is from RefSeq and is a predicted model, not a curated record. The transcript is spliced from 2 exons. NCBI's taxonomy places the organism in Eukaryota, Metazoa, Nematoda, Chromadorea, Rhabditida, Onchocercidae.